Messenger RNA from Polistes canadensis, 1359 nucleotides. Its product is annotated as protein gooseberry-like. Lineage: Eukaryota; Metazoa; Arthropoda; Insecta; Hymenoptera; Vespidae. Gene Ontology annotation, biological process: regulation of transcription by RNA polymerase II; anatomical structure development. Gene Ontology annotation, molecular function: RNA polymerase II cis-regulatory region sequence-specific DNA binding; DNA-binding transcription factor activity, RNA polymerase II-specific. The record is from RefSeq and is a predicted model, not a curated record. The transcript is spliced from 6 exons. The coding region runs from base 1 to 1359 and encodes 452 amino acids.
AUGGCGGUCAGAGCGCUUAGUCAACAUCGAAUGACGCCGUAUUUUUCUGGAUACGCGUUUCAAGGACAAGGUCGUGUUAAUCAGUUAGGUGGUGUCUUUAUAAAUGGCCGUCCACUACCAAAUCACAUAAGAUUAAGAAUCGUCGAGUUGGCUGCGUCAGGUGUGAAACCUUGUGUUAUAUCAAGACAAUUAAGAGUAUCUCAUGGUUGUGUGUCGAAAAUUCUUAAUCGGUAUCAAGAGACUGGAUCGAUUAGGCCAGGUGUCAUUGGUGGAAGCAAACCAAGAGUUGCAACACCGGAAGUUGAGAGCAGGAUUGAAGAUAUUAAAAGACAAAAUCCUGCUAUUCUCAGUUGGGAAAUCAAGGAAAGAUUGAUAAAGCAGGAUGGCGUUUGCGACAAGGCAUCAGCACCAUCGGUUUCUAGCAUCUCAAGGCUCCUUCGUGGUUCACCAAAUAAAAUUCGUCGUGUUGAUGAUCUUGGUACUAAUCAUUCUAUCAAUGGAAUUCUUGGUGGAAGCGACGGCGGGGACGAUUCCGAGACGGAAAGUGAACCUGGCAUAACUCUUAAGAGAAAACAACGUCGCAGUAGGACUACCUUUACGGGUGAACAAUUGGAACAAUUGGAAGCGGUGUUCGUUCGUACUCAAUAUCCGGACGUAUAUACAAGAGAGGAAUUGGCACAAAAAACUAAGUUGACAGAAGCACGAGUUCAAGUAUGGUUCAGUAACAGACGAGCGAGACUACGGAAACAAAUGAACAGUCAACAAACGAACGCGUUCAACCCGAUGAGUUUACAAUCGUUUCAGAGUCAACAUUACGGUAGCGCGGCUGAGAGUUAUCAAAGUUAUGGGCAAGUCAGCGUAGCAGCGGCAGCAGCGACAACGGCUGGUUAUCCACAGCAUUACAACUACGGGGAUAACUAUUACGCUGCACAACAGCAAUGGACCAGAGCGACGGCCGAGAACUACGGAAUAUUCAACGCCUCCCACUAUGGUAGCAGCAAUUUGAAUUUGAGUAGCCUUGGUGGCAGCGUCAGUCCAACGGCUUCGAACAUGAGCGCUUGUAUGGUACAAAGUGCGAGUUCAACAGUACCAGGUAGCACUGGUGUUGCUCAUCACCAUGUUGCACCUCACAGUCCUGGCGAGGCUAAAAGUGGUUAUCCAUAUUUGGGUGGAAUCGAUUCACAAGUUUGCGGAAGAGUACACGGCCCGGAUUUCGUCUUGUCGAGUGGAAGGUCGAAUGAUUUCAAUGUUCCAGUAUCGCAGGCUCGAAGUACACUAAACGGUUACACGAAUGAAUCACUUGAUCAAAGUCAGCUUGCUUUUCUCAGCCGACUUGGAAGUAAUGUUGAAAAACGAUAA